AUGUUCGGCGACGAGCCGGCUCUCGGUUUUUGCGGCGUCUCGCUGAUGGAAGCCACUUCCGACGAGCCUCGUCGCGCCCACCUGAUCUGCGAUAACCUUAUCACCAAGCAGAGGUGCCUCCAGAUGCGCGUGAUGCCUAUUGUGGUUGCGGAGGAUGAAGAGCGCGGCCCGCACCCGUGCGCCGUAGUCGCCAUCCGCCCUUACUGCUUUUGGGUUCGGCGCACUAGGGAUAGUCCAGUGCUGCCGUUCAUGUUUCCCAAGUACUCGUCCCGUGAGGUUGUGGGCGAGGAGUUCGAGGCCAAGAUGCUGCUAAUGCCCAACAACCAAAGGUUGCUUGUGGUAGCGACCAUGCUCGGUACUGGAAUCCUUACUACAGACCGCCGACACCUGGACGUCUCAUCAGUCCUCCAACUCUGGCUCACCGAGCUCUCCGGUUCCAAGGCCCAGCUUCUCACCGACCAGCUAUCGCAUUUGCACCGCACUAUUUCCAACUUUUCGCCGCACCGGCUGUGCGUUUCGGACGACUUGAUAUACGCCGCCGACUACAGGCAGCUGUUCACCUGGACUUGGCCUUGGGAUCCCAGCCUAGCAGAACCGGGAGACUUUGAGCGGUCCCGCCAUGUUUUCCACGAGCCUGGGAACGAUGGGGGCUCAUGUGGCAAGAUCUGCAGAGUUAAGCGCGGCUCCCGGCACACCGGUUGCAUCCGCUACGAGCACAAUCGCAAGCGCUGGGUCGUCGACCUGUCUGUGAACGGUUGUCGCAUGCAGAAAUGCUUCCACGAGAACCUAUACGGUGUCGUUGGCGGCCUGCAGGCUGCGCGCAAGUGGCGUCUCGACUACAUCCGCAACACGUACGACGUGUUUGACAUCGAGGUUGAGCGGCGCAUCGUGAACGACCUUGUCGACAAGAUCGUUGCGCUGGAAGGUAAUGAGCAUGUUGAACUUCUGGAGGCGCUUCGCAAGCCGAUCCCUUCUUACGAGCAUAUCCUAGACGCGCAUAGCCUGGGCAACAUCAUCGACGGGCGGUUGGCUGCGACCGGCCAUUAUAAGCCGUGA
Babesia ovata is the source of this 1056-nucleotide messenger RNA. Its product is annotated as formate dehydrogenase, putative. NCBI's taxonomy places the organism in Eukaryota, Apicomplexa, Aconoidasida, Piroplasmida, Babesiidae. The record is from RefSeq and is a predicted model, not a curated record. The coding region runs from base 1 to 1056 and encodes 351 amino acids. The transcript has 3 exons.